AUGGCAGAUACAUCGGUUGCUGAGCCAGCAGCUCCCACUUCUAUCACCACUCCCGAUACCCUUGACCCCAAUGCCGAAGAGAUGAUUGUGGCAACAACCAGCACCGCGGACGACACUCUGCAAGGAGAUCAGCAGCUCCAGUCGGUCAAAAAGACCAAAAUUAUUCGCAGGAAGAAACGCCCAGCGAGGAUACAAGUCGAUGCGUCAACCGUUAAAGCCGAGCCCGCGCAGCAGCCCGGACUUGACUAUAACAUUUGGUACAACAAAAGCGGCGACAACGACGACAAAUAUGGCCUCAGCCAGCCCGCGCCUAGUCGCUGCAAUAUUGCGCGUGACUCGGGAUACACUCGCGCUGAUCGCAUUCCGGGCUCAUUUUUCUGCAUACAUUUUGCGCGAGGUGUUUGCGUGAAAGGUCAAGACUGUGAAUACCUCCAUCGUCUACCGACGAUUCAUGAUAUGUUCAAUCCGAACAUGGACUGCUUUGGGAGAGACAAGCACAGCGAUUACAAGGAAGAUAUGUCCGGAGUAGGUUCGUUCACGCGCCAAAAUAGGACAAUCUACGUGGGCCGGAUUACGGUUUCCGAUGAUAUCGAGGAAGUGUGCUCAAGGCAUUUUGCGGAAUGGGGUCAAAUCGAACGAACAAGAGUACUUACCGGACGGGGUGUCGCUUUUGUCACCUACUCGUCAGAAAGUAACGCACAGUUUGCUCUAGUUGCGAUGCAAAACCAGAGCUUGGACCAUGAGGAAAUUCUUAACGUACGAUGGGCAACGGUCGACCCGAACCCAAUGGCACAGAAGCGCGAGGGACGCCGGCUAGAAGAGCAAGCUGCCGAGGCUGUGCGCCGGGCUCUCCCCGCGGCUUUUGUAGCAGAGAUCGAAGGCCGAGAUCCCGAGGCUAAGAAGCGGAAGAAGAUCGAGGGAACUUUCGGACUACAGGGCUAUGAUGUUCCAGAUGAUGUGUGGCAUGCCAGAACUCGUCAAUUGGAGGAUGCGAGCCAGGCCGCUCAGCUAGAGGCGCCUGAACAACCGAUGAUGAUCGAGUCUGCUUCGGUUUCGGCACAGGAGCAGCAGCCACAGAGUAAUGGCAUCUUCUCCAGCUCUGCGGUUGCAGCCCUACAGAGUCUUAAUGGUGGAAGGGUGACAACCCAGGCACCCAAAGCUACUGCUGGACCGUUAGUCACCUACGGCAGCGACGAUGAGAGUGACUGA
Messenger RNA from Penicillium samsonianum, 1209 nucleotides. It is a transcript of the gene cwc2, whose product is annotated as active spliceosome conformation promoter CWC2. NCBI's taxonomy places the organism in Eukaryota, Fungi, Ascomycota, Eurotiomycetes, Eurotiales, Aspergillaceae. The record is from RefSeq and is a predicted model, not a curated record. Bases 1 to 1209 code for a protein of 402 amino acids. Gene Ontology annotation, cellular component: Prp19 complex; U2-type catalytic step 2 spliceosome; U2-type catalytic step 1 spliceosome. Gene Ontology annotation, molecular function: U6 snRNA binding; metal ion binding; pre-mRNA binding. The transcript has 8 exons.